CCCAAAACGACUGUACCCACGACUGCUGCACUCACGACUGCUACACCUACAACUGCUGCACCCACAAUAACUGUACCCACGACUGCUGCACCCACAAUGACUGUACCCACGACUGCUGCACCCACGACAGCUGCACCUACAACUGCUGCACUCACAAAAACUGUACCCACGACUGCUACACCCACGACUGCUGCACCUACAACUGCUGCACCCACAACAACUAUACCCACGACUGCUGCACCUACGACUGCUGCGCCCACAACGACUGUACCCACGACUGCUGCACCCACGGCUGCUGCACCUACGACUGCUGCACCCACAACGACUGUACCCACGACUGCUGCACCCACAACUGCUGCACCCACAACUACUGUACCUACGACUGCUGCAUCCACGACUGCUGCACCCACGAUUACAACAACUGAACCAACAACAACAACACCAACAAGUACUACGUCGGCAACGAAGAAACCUACAACAUCUAGACUAGUUCCGAAACGUGGUAAUAAGAAUAAGCCGUUUAAAGAGCGACCCGAAAAUCUGAACGAAAAAUAAUAAAUUACCUAUAAAAUAAAUGUUUAUAAGAAAAUAUGAUUUAGGUAUUUAAUUUUUAGGUAUAACAAAUUUCUUGCAAAAAAGGGCAAUUUGACAGAUCUAAAUACACGAAGUUACGAUUUAUAAAUAACCGAUUUUUAGGUAGCACCUACCAACGUACUUAGGUAGGCA
Messenger RNA from Bicyclus anynana (squinting bush brown), 726 nucleotides. RefSeq names its product salivary glue protein Sgs-3-like. The transcript has a single exon. The record is from RefSeq and is a predicted model, not a curated record. Lineage: Eukaryota; Metazoa; Arthropoda; Insecta; Lepidoptera; Nymphalidae. The coding region runs from base 97 to 555 and encodes 152 amino acids.